Molecule: messenger RNA, 4601 nt
Organism: Schistocerca cancellata (South American locust)
Lineage: Eukaryota; Metazoa; Arthropoda; Insecta; Orthoptera; Acrididae
Exons: 11
Coding region: 1-3063 (1020 amino acids)
Source: RefSeq, a predicted model, not a curated record
AUGCGCGCCACGCCCAUCGCAGCUGCUCUCGCGGUGCUGGCGCUGUGGCUGCCGGCGGCGCCGGCUCGCCACUACGCCGUCAGCGACGACGCGGCCGCCUCGCAGGAGGACGACGCUCCGUCUCCGGCGCGCCCCGACUACUCGCGCUACUUUGCUUCCGCCGCGGCGCCUGGCCUGGCCGUUCUGGCGCCCGCAGACCCACAGCAAAAGGACGCCGCCGCCGACUCGGCGGGCUUCGUGCGGCCGCUGGACUUCUCGGCGCUGUUCGCCGCCGCCUCCGACGCCGCCCCCGGCUCUGCCGCGCUGCUGCAGCUGCAGCCGCAGGGACUGGCGCUCGCCAGCCCAGGCUCCCACAUCUUCGGCCUCCAGGAUGCCACCGGCGCCGCCUCCAACAGCAACGGCACCGCCGGCUUCACCAGCGACCAGGUCCGCUUCCCGUCGCUGUUCGACGCUGCGGGCUCCGCGUCGGAGGCGGGCUUCCGCCCCCAGGACUUCCUAGCGUCAGCAGCCGCCCCCGGGGGCGGCGCGCAGCCUCUGGCCGCCGCCUCGCCCUCGCAGGAUGCGUACUCGCCGUCGCUGGCUAAGCUGCAGCGCGACUACAGCCUGCGGCCCACGCACUACGACGCCGCCAUCCGUGCCGCCGCAGCCGCCUCCGCCCCCGCUUCGGCCCCCGCCGCCGCCCCCGCCACGGGCUCUGUGCCGCGGCCGGCGGCGCUGCUGCUGGAAGAGCGGCCCAAGCCGUACACCGGCUACCGCGCCGCCCCCGCCGCCUCCGGCGCGGCGGCCGCCGCCUCCGGUGACGCGGCCGGUACGGGCCUGCGCGCCGCCGCCGUCGAGCUGCUGCCCGGAGCUCCGGUCGCCUUAGCCCAGACCCGCCCCAGGCCGUACGUGGGAUACCGCGCCGCCCCCGAGGUGGAAGGCAUCGUCGCUGCAGCCCCGUCUGGCAACUACUACAGACCCGCCCAAGCCACCAAGCGGGAGCAGCCGCAGUACUACAGCGGCAGCAGCUACGAGGCUGCGCGCGCCCCUGGCGGCGACCCGGCGGACUACGAACGCCUGGCCAGCUUCAAGGCGUCCAUCGUGCCCUACCAGAAGCCGUCCAAGGCGGAGGCGGAGGCCAGCGAGCCGCGCCCCGGAAAAUCCUCCUACCCCGGCACGCCCACCGCCGGCUACAACGGAAAGUACCUCAAGCCUGAGAAAGCUGACGCCGGGCGCUACCACGACGACGGCUACGAGACGGCGGCCGCAGCGGCUGACAAGGCGGUCGGAGGCUACAAGGGCAGCAACUACAAGGAGGCCGCGUACGAGGAGGUGGCGGCUGUGGCCAAGGAGGGCAAGGCGGCCGGCGGCGGCGGCUCCGGCGAGGGCGGCAAGAAGUGCAAGAAGGUGGAGAAGAAGGUGACGGCGGACGACGUGGCGAGCGGCCGCUUCCGGCGGCAGGCUAUGACGUGCUUCGUGUGCGAGGACCCGGCCACCGGCGGCAACUACGAGGAGUGUUCGUACGGCGCGGAGCCGAAGCAGGAGGCCUACUUCGUGGGCAGCUCGCGCUCCUUCAAGGCCAAGCCCACCGAGACGUCGCUGCGCUACCGCCGCGAUCUCGACCCGGAGCUCGCCGCCAUGGAGACCGAGGCGCGCGUCUACCGGCAGGCACCGUCCGACUACGAGCGCGAGCUGGACGCGUUCCUCAAGUCUGACACGUCUUCGGGCUACGCCUUCCGUCCGAGCAGCAGCGGCUACGGCCCCUCGGAGCGGCUGUCGGCCGCCGCCGACAGCGGCAACUGCCAGAAGGUGGUGAAGGACUCGAUGACGUGCCAGGUGUGCAAGGACCCCAAGACGGGCGGCGCGUCCGAGCAGUGCUCCUACUCGACCAAGCCGCAGGCGAACAACUACUUUGUGGAGAAGCAGUCCUCGUACAGCAGCGGCAGCAAGCAGCCUACGCGCUCCACCAGCUCCAGCUACGACAGCCGCGGUGGGGCCAGCGAGCGCCGCGACACCAAGGUGCCCGGCAAGGACCUCACCCAGGCGGCGAGCGCCGACCAGCCCAGCUCGGGGCUGAACCUGCCCGAGGUGAAGGGCCUGGACCCGUUCCUGUACGGCCAGGCCGACUCGUACGACCCGCAGGCGUCGUCGGACACGUCGUCGCGCUACCAGACGGACUACUACGCGCCCUACAAGAGCUACGAGGAGUACUUCCGCCACCUGUUCCCCGACCUGGGCGCAGCCGGCUCCGCCGCACAGCCCAGCGCCAGCAAAGCCUCCGGUGACUACAGCAAGAGCGGCUCGCGGCCUGAGUUCUACAGCGCGCCGUCGGCGGGAGCGGCGGUGGCGGCCGUGGCCGACCGCAAGGACCUGGACGCCGUGCUGGGCGAGUUCACGCGCAAGGACCGCUCCGCCUGCAAGAAGGUGCAGCGCGACAAGAUGACGUGCUACCAGUGCGCCGACGCCACGGGCACCCAGCACGAGGAGUGCAUGUUCGUCGCCGCCUCCGAGCCCAAGAGCAAGCACCUCGCCUACCACGAGCACAAGCAGUUCAAGCUGGCCCCGCCGCCGGGCGUCCCCGUCGCGGCCGCAGGGAAGGACUCGACCGGCGCCGCCUCCGCCGUCGACCAGCAGACCGACUCGGGACGAUCUAACGACACGACGACCGCCUCCCCGACCUCUGAGACCCCCACGACCUCGACCGAGGCUGCGACCGCGGCCAAGAGCAAGCGCAAGACCUUCUUCAAGAAGGCGUCCUCCUCAUCGGUGGUCGCGAAGCCCACGGUGGCGGCCGAGCCGACCAAGGGUCGCAAGGUGCGCAUCACGCGCCGCUCCUCCAAGUCGACGCUGACGACGCUGACGACGGAGGAGGAGCAGCGCGGCUUGGCCGCCACCCCCGCCGCCUCCAAGGCCGAGCCGCCGCCCCCGGAGCUGUCGGAGGCGGACCGCAGCCCGGACGGUCUGUACAGCAGCGAGACGCGGCUCGUCUUCGACCCCGUGCUCAAGGUGACGCUGCCGCGCUACAUGCUGACGCGCACCGAGCACGAGGACGUCUUCGACGAGGUGAUGGCGUCGGGGCGCUGAGCGGCGCCGCCCCCGACACCGACUCUGUCCGACGACGACGUGACUGAGGACCUGACACCCCUCCUAAAGAAUGGGGCCAAUCUUUGACACUUGCGACGUAACUCGUCGACGGUGACUCUAAACACCCAAAAAUUCACAAAUUCCUUACAGAUCCAACACACUGAUUUUCGUCACUUACUGUUAGCCUCUUUCAAGUGUACAAUAAAUUUCCCCUAAUUGUCAUGCAUCAGUAGCUCUGUUAGGUGCAAUCAUGUCCUAGCAUGGGAUUUACAACACGAAACCUACCAUAACCAGGUCUCUUGUUUUACAGACAGUCACUACACACCCAUUACAUAUGCACAAACACACACACCGUAAAGAACAUAUAGUGCAUUUCGAAAUUUCACAAGAAGUCUCUGGUGCACAAAUCUGAAAACUAUACAUAAUUAUUGGGGCCUCUCUCUGACUGUGGUUAUUGUGGAAGACUUAUCUUUAAGCAUCUCUCUCUUUUGGGGCCUCUUUUGCGUUCCCUGUUUCUCUCUCUCUUUCCUUCUCUCUCUCUCUCUCUCUCUCUCUCUCUCUCUCUCUCUCUCUCCCUCUCACUCACUCUAUACUCUUGCUCCUUCUUCCACUUCUCUCUCUGCCUAUCAGUUUCACAUCCUUCGCCUCUGUUUCCUUCCCAAUGCCUCUCUCAUGCCUGUCUCAAUUCCGUUGGCACUCUCUCUAACUUUCCCUUCUAACUCUUCUCAUUUUCCUAAGUCUCUCCCUUGUUGCUAACUGCUUCUUCCCUCAUUCUUUAAGUUUAUUUGUCUGUAUUUUUUGCAUACCAAAUUUGUAAGUGCUACUGCACCACUCUACUUAAUUUGACAGAAAACACUACUGCAGACUGAAAUAUGUGAAUAACGUCCUUCAUUCUCCCCACUGUGUGCGUUUCUGCCUGGUCUGCAAACCCAAGAAUAUACUGCAACACAGGACAUUCUGCGAAAGUUUCAUAUAUUACUGAAGGUAAACCUGUCAUUAGCUCCUUCAUUUCCCUUGCUAUGUCCAUUUCUGUCCCGUCUCAAAAAACCCAAAAACAUACAGCAACGAAAUACACUAUAUGACAAUUAUAUAAUGUACCUAAAGAUUUUGUGGUAUGCGGGGAAUCAAAAUAGGUCUUCGAUAGAUGGGGUGAAAGUUAACCAACAGUUACCCUGGAGCAACGAAAACAAAACGAGGUAGAUCUCAUACUAACACUCUACGUAAUCUGGUGAUCUUAUUCUAACACACACACACACACACACACAUAACUAUCAAGCAAACACUUACCCCAAUCGCUCCACCUCGCACACGCGAGGCAGUGAUAAGACUGGAAGAGGGCCCGACACUGUGAAAAACUUUCUAUGCUGACGUCGGAGUGCUGCCAUUAAGAGGAGAUGCGGCGUGGCUGGCCGCUCAUGUGCUCACAACCCUGUUUCAGAGCGCCCGCCCGCAGACCACACCGGUCGGUGGGUCACUGACCUAGGGACCAGCACAACGAGGCGCCGCUACUUCACUCGUGCACCACUGUACAUCUCACU